CAGACGAUUAGAUCACCGCAGAAACUCUUUCAGACAGCAUGGGACUUGUUAUUUCUCACAUUUUUUCAGGGUUAUUCACCCAACAGGAGACAAGACUACUGAUGCUUGGACUCGACAAUGCGGGGAAGACAACGAUCCUCUACAAGCUGAAGCUCGGCGAGAUUGUCACGACCAUUCCUACAAUAGGAUUCAACGUGGAAACGGUUGCGUACAAGAAAAUCCAGUUUACCGUGUGGGACGUCGGGGGUCAACAAAGGAUUCGUCUUCUCUGGCAGUACUACUUUAAUAAUGCAGAGGGCAUUAUUUUUGUGGUCGAUUCCAGCGAUCGCGAUCGCAUUUCAGAAGCGAAAGAGGAACUUCAUAUGCUGAUGAACAACGACCAAUUACGGGACUCGCUUUUGCUUGUGUUUGCGAAUAAGCAGGACAUGCCUGGCGCUAUGAGCGCGGGUGAACUCACCGAUAAACUGGAAUUGCGGAUGCUCGGACGGAGAACGUGGUACAUCCAGUCUACUUGUGCAACUUCGGGCGACGGCUUGUACGAGGGCCUAGACUGGCUGGCUACCAAUCUCAGGAAGCGUCGCUGGUAGAUCAUGCUUCUCUGUGUGGUUCAGUGGUAGGACGAGGGGUUUCGUAGUAUGUUCGCAAUAUAAUGCAAUGUUAUUAGUCUUGGUAAUGGGGAGGGUAUUAUUGUUCGCUGCAUGGCCCCCUUAUCAAGGUCCGCGUUAAGGCUGUUAGUUUAA
Messenger RNA from Suillus fuscotomentosus, 740 nucleotides. RefSeq names its product ADP-ribosylation factor family-domain-containing protein. Gene Ontology annotation, molecular function: GTP binding; GTPase activity. The transcript is spliced from 6 exons. Gene Ontology annotation, cellular component: cytoplasm. Gene Ontology annotation, biological process: vesicle-mediated transport; intracellular protein transport. Bases 39 to 587 code for a protein of 182 amino acids. The record is from RefSeq and is a predicted model, not a curated record. Lineage: Eukaryota; Fungi; Basidiomycota; Agaricomycetes; Boletales; Suillaceae.